GUCUUGAAGAGAAAAAAAAAGGGACACAAACGUCAUUGCUGUCUGCUUUCACUUCAGUCAUAUGUACGCACUGUACAUCCAAAUAUACUUGCACAUUUAUAUGGUUGACGUGGUCGAAUCGGAUGUUGCCAUUAAACCCUAACCUCAUCUUCACUCCGUCGUCGUUCCUCCCUCUCUGCCCGCCGUCCUUUUCCGUUAGGUGCCGCGCCGCCGACGUCCCGGCCGGCCCUUCAUUUCCCCGGCGGUGGUUCAAUUUGGCGGCGGUGAGCGACGUUUCGAGUAGCGGAAGAAUUAGUUAUGAAGGCGACGUCGUUUCGGAUGCGGAGAAGAAGAAGAGAAUAAAUGGAAAGGAAACGAAGGUGAAUGCAAAGGAGAGGUGGUCGAGAGAUAGGGAGAGUUAUUUGACUGAUGAUGAUGAUGCUCUUCCUCUUCCCAUGGCGUAUCCGAAUACAACUCCGGUGGGGCCCGAUGUGAUUGAUAAACGCCUUCGUUGUGAUCCUGUCAUUGAGGACUGUAAAGAAGUAGUUUAUGAAUGGACUGGAAAGUGCAGGAGCUGUCAAGGAUCAGGCCUUGUUAGUUACUACAAUAAAAGAGGAAAAGAAACUAUCUGCAAAUGCAUACCUUGCCUUGGAGUUGGAUAUGUGCAGAAAUUUACAGCUCGCACAGAUAUUGAUGUGAUGGAGGAUUUGGAUAAUGGAAAGCCACCUUGAUACGUUUCUGUGAUCCUGGGAAUUUCUGUACCAUAAUUUUGAGUCUGAGCUGAUUCUUAGUCCAUGUAACAUUAUUGCAAUUCUCAAGCAACAGUAAUUGGUUGCAUUUCCUCUUCUGUAGAAUGUAUAAACCUGCACAGAAAAGUAAAAUCUCAUAGUAGCACUUUGUAGAUGGCGAAGGGAAUAACACACGGCCUGUUGGUAUACUUUACCUUAUA
Daucus carota subsp. sativus is the source of this 928-nucleotide messenger RNA. Its product is annotated as protein disulfide-isomerase SCO2. The record is from RefSeq and is a predicted model, not a curated record. Lineage: Eukaryota; Viridiplantae; Streptophyta; Magnoliopsida; Apiales; Apiaceae. The transcript is spliced from 3 exons. Bases 123 to 710 code for a protein of 195 amino acids.